Molecule: messenger RNA, 5344 nt
Organism: Peromyscus californicus insignis
Lineage: Eukaryota; Metazoa; Chordata; Mammalia; Rodentia; Cricetidae
Gene: Ddhd1
Product: DDHD domain containing 1
Exons: 15
Coding region: 120-2897 (925 amino acids)
Cellular component (GO): cytoplasm
Molecular function (GO): glycerophospholipase activity; metal ion binding
Source: RefSeq, a predicted model, not a curated record
AGGCGGAGUCCCCUCGGCGGCAGCUGCUGGCCAGCCAGCUCGGGAUUUGAAAGAUUAUAAAGUCCGGGCCGAGAGAGGGCGGCGGCAUCGGAUGCGCGUGUGGCGGAAGCGCCGGCGGCAUGAACUACCCGGGCCGCGGCGCCCCGCGGAGCCCCGAGCGUAACGGCCGCGGCGGCGGCGCCAGGGAGCUGGGCUCGGACGCGGCGGGCACGUUCGGCGGCGGCGGCGGCUGCUGCUUCGAGCACCAGCCGGGAGACGGCGUGCCGCUGGCGUUGCUGCGCGCGGAGCCGCUGCACCUGGCGCCGGGCACCGACGACCUGAGCCACCUUGCUCUGGACCCGUGCCUCAGCGACGCGACCUACGACUUCAGCUCGGCCGAGUCGGGGUCGUCGCUGCGCUACUACAGCGAGGGCGAGAGCGCGGGCGGCGGCAGCUCUUCUUCGCCUCCGCCGCCGCUGGUCGCCCCGAACUCGGGGGGCGGUGGGGCGGCGGGAGGGGGCCCCGGGGACAGGAAGCGCGCCCGGGCCGGCAGCGCCGCUGCCCGGCACCGCUACGAGGUGGUGACGGAGCUGGGCCCCGAGGAGGUACGCUGGUUCUACAAGGAGGACAAGAAGACCUGGAAACCCUUCAUCGGCUACGACUCCCUGCGCAUCGAGCUCGCCUUCCGGACCCUGCUGCAGACCACGGGCUCCCGUACCGGGGUGGAGGGCCGCGAUGGAGACCCGGUGGGCGGCCAGGCCUCCAGCUCCGGGGAGGAAGACGACGAGGACCGCGCCUGCGGCUUCUGCCCGCGGGCAGCGGGGCCCGAGCCCGAGAUGGAGGAGCUGGUGACCAUCGAGCCGGUGUGCGUGCGCGGCGGCCUCUACGAGGUGGACGUCACUCAAGGAGAGUGCUACCCGGUGUACUGGAACCAAGCUGAUAAAAUACCAGUAAUGCGUGGACAGUGGUUUAUUGAUGGGACUUGGCAGCCUCUAGAAGAAGAAGAAAGUAAUUUAAUCGAGCAAGAACAUCUCAGUUGCUUUAGAGGUCAGCAGAUGCAAGAAAACUUUGAUAUUGAAGUGUCAAAACCCAUAGAUGGAAAAGAUGGCAGUGGGAUCAACUAUUCUGUUGUCUACCACCUCCCUCCCUUCACCCUCCCUUCUCUGUUCAAAUGGAGAGGAUAUAAGGAGAGUACAGAUGCCACAGGUCUUAAGCGAAAGCGUUCCCAAGCUGUUCAUAGUUUCAAACUGAGUCGGAAUCAUGUGGAUUGGCACAGCAUGGAUGAGGUGUAUCUCUACAGUGAUGCCACGACAUCCAAGAUCGCAAGGACUGUAACCCAGAAACUGGGGUUUUCUAAAGCCUCCAGUAGUGGGACCAGACUUCAUAGAGGUUAUGUAGAAGAAGCCACGCUAGAAGACAAGCCCUCACAGACUUCUCAUAUCGUGUUUGUUGUGCAUGGCAUUGGACAGAAGAUGGACCAAGGAAGAAUUAUAAAAAACACAGCCAUGAUGAGAGAGGCAGCGAGAAAAAUAGAAGAGAGGCAUUUUUCCAACCAUGCAACACACGUUGAGUUUCUGCCUGUUGAAUGGCGGUCAAAGCUUACUCUUGAUGGAGACACUGUUGAUUCCAUUACUCCUGACAAGGUGCGCGGCUUGCGGGACAUGCUGAACAGCAGUGCGAUGGACAUAAUGUACUAUACCAGCCCGCUCUAUAGGGACGAGCUAGUUAAAGGCCUUCAGCAAGAGCUGAAUCGAUUAUAUUCCCUUUUCUGUUCUCGGAAUCCAGACUUUGAAGAAAAAGGGGGUAAAGUCUCAAUAGUGUCCCAUUCCUUGGGGUGUGUAAUUACUUAUGACAUCAUGAUGGGCUGGAAUCCAGUUCGACUGUAUGAGCAGCUGCUCCAGAAGGAAGAAGAGCUGCCUGAUGAACGCUGGAUGAGCUAUGAAGAGCGACAUCUUCUUGAUGAACUCUAUAUAACAAAACGACGGCUGAGGGAAAUAGAAGAACGUCUGCAUGGAUUGAAGGCGUCAUCCGUAACACAAACACCUGCCUUAAAAUUUAAGGUUGAGAAUUUCUUCUGUAUGGGAUCCCCACUAGCAGUUUUUUUGGCAUUGCGUGGCAUCCGGCCAGGAAAUACUGGAAGUCAAGACCACAUUUUACCUAGAGAGAUUUGUAAUCGCUUACUAAAUAUUUUUCAUCCUACAGACCCAGUGGCCUACAGAUUAGAGCCAUUGAUUCUGAAACACUACAGCAACAUCUCGCCGGUCCAGAUCCACUGGUACAACACUUCAAAUCCUCUACCUUAUGAGCAUAUGAAGCCAAACUUUCUCAACCCAGCAAAAGAACCUACCUCAGUUUCGGAGAGUGAAAGCAUCGCAAAUAUCCCGAGCCCCGUGACCUCCCCAGUCUUAUCGCGGCGCCACUAUGGAGAAUCCAUAACUAACAUUGGCAAAGCCAGCAUACUGGGGGCUGCUAGCAUUGGAAAGGGGCUUGGAGGAAUGUUGUUCUCGAGAUUUGGACGUUCUUCAACAUCACAGCCAUCUGAGACAUCUAAAGACACAGUGGAAGACGAGAAGAAGCCUGUUUCUUCGCCCUCAACCACCACCGUGGCAACCCAGACCCUGCCGCACAGCAGCUCGGGCUUCCUGGACUCUGCAUAUUUCAGACUUCAAGAAUCGUUCUUUUAUCUCCCACAACUUCUUUUCCCGGAAAAUGUGAUGCAGAGUAAAGAUGCUAGCCUCGUGGAACUGGAGCACAGGAUUGACUUUGAACUCAGAGAAGGCCUGGUGGAGAGCCGCUAUUGGUCAGCCGUCACGUCGCACACUGCCUACUGGUCAUCCUUGGACGUCGCUCUGUUCCUUUUAACAUUCAUGUAUAAACAUGAGCGUGAUGCUGCAAAGCCCAGCCUAGAUCCAAUCUGAACUCUCGAAGGAUACGAAUGGCCCAAAACUUGGUUUUCUGUUAAAAUGUGUCAAGAUAUGGAGAUAUCAAGGUUCCAGUUUUGUUUAGGGCAAGAAAUACUUUAACUUAAAAGCACCUUAUUUUAUUUUUAAAAGAGAACAAAAACACAUUUUCAGUUCUAAAGAAGUUCUUUACUGUUUCUAUAAUUUUGAUUAUGAGUCUAGCCAAGCCCCUGCAGAGAAUCACCCGGCAUGGAAGUGUGGAGGGUUUAGGAGAGCUGCGUGAAGGCAGCCAUCACAGUCUAGUUCUCCAGGAGUCUAAUUUAAUGUAUUAAUCUAAAGCUGUUGUAACUCUGAGGUGGUCAGAGUCCAGUACGUUCUGUGAAGACCACAGGUGGCAUCAUGGUUGGAUUCUGUGAAGGCUUCCGUGUCCACAGUUCCUUUGAAAGAAGAAUAUAACAAAUUUAAAAAGUUCUAAAUUUAACUUGUUUAAAAAAAACUAAUGCUAGAAAGCAAUAUUUGAACUACUGUACUUAUAAUUUAUUAUCUCUAGUUAGUUCAGUGUAUGAAACAUUACAUUUUUUUUUUUUUUUUUUUGUUUGGGUUUUUCGAGACAGGGUUUCUCUGUGUAGCUUUGCGCCUUUUCUGGAACUCACUUGGUAGCCCAGGCUGGCCUCGAACUCACAGAGAUCCGCCUGCCUCUGCCUCCCGAGUGCUGGGAUUAAAGGCGUGCGCCACCACCGCCCGGCUUACUUUUUUUUUUUUUUGUUUGUUUGAAACAUUACAUUUUUAAUGUUUCUUUUGAGCCACAUUCAUUUUGUAUCAUGUUGAGGCCCCUUUUUCUCAAAAUCCAUCUUUGUACCAUCAGAUGACCAGAUGAUGCUGUGGCAUACUUUCAGGUUUUGGGGGGUUUUUUGUUUUUGUUUUGUUUUUCAUUAAAAACAUGGUUUCACACAGCACUAGUUCAAUUUUUUUAAAAUUUAUUUUUUUAUGAUGUCACAUGUACCUCAGGGAAAGCUGAAAGUUGUCAACACAGGGACUCCACAUUGGGUUAUGUAUUGGCUGUGUUGGGAAAUUAGGACACACCUUUGGGCUAGAGAAUGUGAGGACUGGAAAUAUAUAAACAGCUGUGUGCCAAACAGCUGACACAUGUGAAGGGUGGAAUACCACCAGCAUGUAAUAUUUAAAACUCUAAGGAAACAUGGAGACUUGGGCCCAGUCCACGGACACUGAGGCACUGGAGGGUUUUCUGGGCUGUAAUUAUUUCCACAGUGCUUUUCAUCGGAAGUGUGCAUUCAGCGACCUGUGUAGAAGCUUCCUGAGGUAAGUGAACACAUGCUACCAUGUCACAUGUUUAUAUACUGAGGCACCAAUAUUUGAAGUGCCUUGCAUUAGAUUACACAGCAAAUCAAGAGCGUUUGCAUUGAAGCCAGACCAUACCCUUUUCUGUGCUACCUAAUGACUUCGCUCCCAUGUGACCCUGAGGAGUCUGCAGUUAGUAAGCUGGAGAAUGACUGUGAAGCCCAGCGUUACCUCCAGAUACAUUCUGGACUCCGACAGAAGAGGGGUUCACUUAAGGCAGCAGGAGCUGUCCUUGCCAUGGCCAACACUGGCUUCCGGGUGGCUCUCACUAGGUUCCACUCAAGGUGCUCUUUCUCAUGGAAGGGAUUUUGUAGCUGCUGGGAGCAGAGCCAGUCAGCCCACAUCUGCCCUGCUCUUUUCUCUGCAGGGUGGCAGAGCCCAUGGCUUUGUGGGUGUUACUUCUGGUCCUCAGUACUGUCGGUUCCUCGCUGUCCUUGAAUCUGCUCGACACUCAGCACCUCCUUCUAGAAUUCCAAGGCUGCGUGACCAAGUGCGUGGCUCACAAAAACCCUUGCUGCAAAGGCUUUUGAUGAAUCUUAGCAGAGCUGAGGCAUCUUUCGAGUUUGGAGAUUCCUAUAAAGGCAGGUCAUUUUCGUAGCCUAUUUAUUUAGCAGGUCUCUUUUAAUUCUCAGGAAAAUUAAGCUCAUAUCGUAUAGCUUUCGUUAAAGGUAGUUGAGUAUGUGUUGGAUAUCAACUGAAAAGUUGGCUUUCGUAAGCAAAGGAGUAUGUCUGCUUGCUUUUCCUCACACGGCAAAGCAGUUGACAUAAACACUGUUUGAGUUUAUGUCAAUUCUUGGAAAGAACAGCAUUCAAAGCACCCUUUCAAUGAAAAGUCGAUGUUCUGCACCUCUGGACAGCUGUUUCCAGUUCAUAAUUUCAUCAGUGCCAAUGGAGAGUUUGGUUUUAUAGCUCUUGUCUCUCCAUCUCUGCAUGUAAUCAUUGGAUAUGCUGUAUAUACUAAAGUAAUAUACAGAGUAUGUGUAAUUCUGACUUGAUUUAGAAGCUAAGUCAGUUACCGAGUAACAGUUUGCAAUUUUACUCCAGCAAGUACUAAACUGGCCCCCAAAAGUCCUGAUUUUGAUACUAAUUAAAAUUCUAUUCUCUAA